This is a messenger RNA of Colletotrichum truncatum, 1065 nucleotides long. The record is from RefSeq and is a predicted model, not a curated record. NCBI's taxonomy places the organism in Eukaryota, Fungi, Ascomycota, Sordariomycetes, Glomerellales, Glomerellaceae.
AUGGAAAGCUUCGAUUUCGACUGGCUCGACGGCAAUGAUGCUAUCAGUUAUGAAACCCCCGAAUACCUUCCCACCUCCGACGCUCCCAUAGACGCACCGACCGCGGAGCAGCCCAGCUCAAACACCGAACGAGUCAACUUCGAGCCACGACUUACAACCCUAUUGGAAGACAAGGAUAAGUUUCCAGCAGAUAAGCAUACGUGUGAAGAAACGAUUGUCGACAUAUCCAUCGAGCGAAGCCGUCAGCGCGGUCUCAAGAAGCUAUUCAAGGGCCUGGAGAUCGAUUGGGAUACCGUUAAUAGCCAUUUGGAAGGCCUUAGCGACUUGUUCAGCAAGAGAAGGAAAAUAACUCUUAGGGUGGAGCUUAUUUUUAAGGAAGCCAUUGGCGAUAGCGCGGCUGUGAAGAGCAAGAAGAAAGGCCAGAGCGCCACUGAGGCUCAAAAGCUUCAGAGAGCCGCCGAUGCUGGUCUGUGGACCCGAGUGUAUAGGCAUCAUCGCUGCGGAGGCAAGUUCUGCAAGCAAGGACCCCACUGCUGGAUUGACGAACGAGGAGACCACCAUAGGUUGCUGCCGAGCCACCUAGAAGACAUCUUCAAUCAUAUUAAAGGGAAUAUGAAGGAGGGUGAGAAAGAGGAGGAGGUUGAUGUGAACAUCGAGAUUCCAUCAAAAAUCCUUGGGGACAUACUGAACAAUAGUCGGAAGCGAAAGGCAGAGGACUCUGACGGCUGUCGUGGCUGUAAAGCCCAUGCCUCAUCUCAUGGUAGGCUUCGUGAUUCGGGCGAGGCAAGCUUGGGCGAGGACCCUGGAGAGAUUGAGGGUGACAGAAUGGAUAGACUCGAGGAGUACUGCGAUUGGACAUUGCGACAGGUUAGGAGCGAUAGAUGGAGAGAGGCUCUGCUAUUCGCGAAUCGGUUUGCGAUGGACCAGUUUCUUGAACUGAAUUCUAUCUUGAAACACCCAAAGGUGGCGGCGGGUUUGAUGGUAAAAGGCGGCGUGAAGCCAGGCAUUGCACUGCAGUUUGUGAGCAACAUCCACAAGUUCCGACAGGAGACAAAGACGCCUUGA